Populus euphratica (Euphrates poplar) is the source of this 594-nucleotide messenger RNA. Its product is annotated as 11-beta-hydroxysteroid dehydrogenase-like 5. The record is from RefSeq and is a predicted model, not a curated record. Gene Ontology annotation, cellular component: cytosol. Gene Ontology annotation, molecular function: oxidoreductase activity. The transcript is spliced from 4 exons. The annotation marks the transcript as partial. NCBI's taxonomy places the organism in Eukaryota, Viridiplantae, Streptophyta, Magnoliopsida, Malpighiales, Salicaceae.
AUGGAUUUUAUAAACUGUGUGUUGAAUUGGGUAGUGCUUCCUGCUAGCUUGGUGAUGCUGGCCUGUUCAUGGCCAGCCUUACGCUUUAUCAAUACAUGUGAGUGGCUCUACAAAUCUUUCUACAGUGAGGAUAUGGAGGAUAAAGUUGUUAUCAUCACUGGAGCUUCUUCUGGCAUAGGAGAACAAAUUGCAUAUGAAUAUGCAAAGAGGAAAGUGAAUCUUGUGUUGAUUGCACGUAGAGAGCACAGACUCAGAGGGAUCCGUGAGAAAGCUAGGUAUAUUGGUGCAAAGCAAGUCAUGAUUAUGGCAGCAGACGUAGUCAAGGAAGAUGACUGCCGGAGAUUUGUCAAUGAGACCGUAAGUCACUUUGGCCGAGUGGAUCAUCUUGUCAACACAGCAAGUUUGGGGCAUAUCUUUUACUUUGAAGAAGUUGGGGACACCUCUGUGUUAAAACAUUUGUUGGACAUUAAUUUUUGGGGCAAUGUCUAUCCCACUUAUGUGGCUCUUCCAUACAUACAUCAGAGCAAUGGGCGAGUCGUCGUUAAUGCAGCAGUUGAAAGCUGGUUACCUCUACCUAGAAUGAGCUUAUAUGCU